Molecule: messenger RNA, 1291 nt
Organism: Scomber japonicus (chub mackerel)
Lineage: Eukaryota; Metazoa; Chordata; Actinopteri; Scombriformes; Scombridae
Product: paired mesoderm homeobox protein 2
Exons: 3
Coding region: 306-1118 (270 amino acids)
Biological process (GO): regulation of transcription by RNA polymerase II
Molecular function (GO): DNA-binding transcription factor activity, RNA polymerase II-specific; RNA polymerase II transcription regulatory region sequence-specific DNA binding
Source: RefSeq, a predicted model, not a curated record
GGAGGACUGGAAGAGAGAGAAAAAAGCCAGGUGAGACCACCUCCACCUCCUCCACCAUUCAAGUCUUACCUUUACUCUGCAGGCAACACCUUAUACCUGCACUGAGCCCCUCAACAACCAACUGGACAAUUAUAUCUAAUGGACAUAAAGGGUAAAGGGUUUUUAUUAUAACUGAUUUAUUUUCUCUUCUUUUUUUAUUCUACACUUUGGGAUGUAUUUCACCAUUCCACCAGCAUCCCAGUAGGAAUCAACCUGGCCUUUUUCACUGGACUGACGUUUAAUAUUGGACUCUUAAUAACUUGGACAUGUUUGGCCCAGGGCAACUGGUAUCUACUCUCCUGCCUGCAGUUUUCCAUUCACCUGCAGCUCACUUUUUCCCCGCGUUCCCAACCAGACUGGGCUCUCAACCUCAGAUUCUGUUCCCGGGGCCCUUUAUCAGCUAUGAAUCUUUGAGGAAUUAUCUGCAGCCAGAGCCAUGCAAGGAAGCUUUGCUCCUGGCCACGCAGGCGGUCGGGAUGGGGCAACUCACAGAGGGCAUAGAUGAACAGAGGCCAGUGAAGCAGCGUCGUGCACGGGCCAACUACAGCAGCUGGCAGCUGGAGGAGCUGGAGAAGGCCUUUGAGACCACCCACUACCCAGACAUCUUCAUGAGGGAAGCCCUGGCCCUCAGACUGGACCUCAUCGAGGCUAGAGUACAGGUUUGGUUCCAAAACCGGCGUGCCAAGAUGAGGCGGCAGCUGAAACUCCAGGGCCAGCUUGUGGGGCCUUAUGUAAAAAGAGACAGUGAAGAAACGUCUGACAAAGCGGACAGGAGUUUAAAACAGCAGACAGAGAGUUCUGACAGUGAGCACUGGGAGAGACGACAGGAAGAAGAAAACUAUCCAUGGACAAAAGCUUCGAGUGCUCCGCUGAGCCUGUGUAAGCAACCUGUGACCCAGAGGUCAGGGAAGUGGGAGAGGCCGGAGGGGCUGAGCUCAGAAGAGCUCCGCUCCUGCAGCAUCGCCAAGCUGCGGGCCAAAGCCAGAGAGCACAAGGCCGAGAUCCACAGUACUGUAAACAUGUCAGGAGGCGUCACACAGCCCCAAACAGAGGAAGCUGAUGCCAUGCGCAAUGAUUGAUAAUCUUCCUUCUUCCUGUUUGUACAGAUAAUUAUAACUAAAAAACAGCAGUAACAUACUUAUUUUUAACUUUUUGGGAUGAGGAGUUUCAUUGUUUACCUAUCAUUAACAGAAUAUUUCAUGUAAUAUCAAAUAUUACAGUAAUCUUAUAUAUGAUGUUACUCAUUUUUUAU